AUGAUUGGGAACUUCCAAAAACCUUUGAAGGAUUCUGUUCCGUCGAAUGCAACCGUAUAUAACUGGAUAGCUGAGUUUAAACGUAGUCGUAUCAGCACAUUGGUUGCACGACACAGUGGUCGUCCAAAUGAAGUGACUACACCAAAAAUGAGUCCGGAUCCUACUUUUAACCCCAACCUGUUUUCCGAAGAUGAAGAAGAAUCAUACCAAGAAUUUCAGGCAAGCUCGCGAACCAUUUCGGAGGCGCAGCCACCACCGAUUGCGCCGAUGACUCCUCGCAACACCCGACUCAAUCCAAAUCGACCUCAAAUCUCAAAUCAGUUUCUAACAUCGGAGAAUUUGCCAUCAUCGUUAGCGAGAGUCGAAGGCUAUGAAAGCGAGUUUCCAUACGUAGAUAUGCAAGAUAUGGGUAAUCUAUACGAAAAUAUUCGAAACGCUUCUACAAACACCUAUCGUACACCACCGAGACACAAUCCGCCUCGGUGUUGCGACGUGCCGGCCCUGCAAUCGCCAAAGAACGCAGUGGCACCUACUCAAACGUUAAUAGCAACUUCGAACGCCAAUGCCGACUAUGCCAACAGUAUCCAAAGGAUGAAGAACGCUCUCGCGGAUCAGCAAGCGGGUAUGGCCACGAAAAAGGAAUUGGAAAACAACAAGCUCAAUCAACUCUCACAGGACGAUAAGGCGAACCUAACGACCAGUCCGGCGAACAUUAUUUCGAUGUCCAUGUACAACGGUCAAAUCUCGAACGCAGAAGCGUCGAGCAGCCGGCACAUUUCUCAGGCCUCAAUCUUGAAGAGUUUAGAAAGUACCAUAGAUUGCUCUCCGGCGCAAACCGUGUAUUUGAAUGGUUUAAAUAAUACUGCGUGCGGGAGCAACGUUAGCUCGAUUAUCACGCCACACAUUAGUGCCGUUCAAGCCGCGACUUCGCAAAGCACUCAUAGUUUUGUACAUAGUAAAAAUAAUCAAAACACCGGGACGAAUGCGAUACCUUUGAAUGGCUCUUCUCAUAUGCUUGGGCAAGGAUUGACUUUGUUUACUAAAAGCGGUGUACACACCACUACCGGAGUGGUUUCGCCGGCAUGUUCCUAUCAAUUUCCGGAAAACAUUGACCAGUGUUUCGAAUCGUGUUCGCAAUGUUUUUCGAAGCACGGGACUAAAGAUCUCAAAUGUCACGUGUGUUAUGGGAAGAUGAAUCCAGGCUACGUGAACAUUGGCACGCCCGCUAAUGGUAAACCGGAGAUGCACUUUAUCGACGACGAAAUUCGCGCCGAUACAGAAACAUUGGAGCUAAUGCGUAGCGUUCAUAGAACUUCGACAGUGAUCAGCAUCAGUCCGAUGUGCUCAAACGACUCAAUUGUUCGAAGCUGCAGUGUCGGGUAUUUAGACUUGGUGGAUGCUCAAUUGGUUCCGUGCGACGUAGCCUUAAGAAUGCUUCGACGAGAUGCGCCAAACAAGAGGCUAGUUUUGGUGUCGCGAAAAACGAAACGAAGGAAAAAGAAUAAGCCCCAACAUACUGAUAUAAUUCAACAGAGCUCAAAACCGCCCAGACUCCGUAAUUGCGGCAAGUCCAAAAGUCUUGAUUCUAGCGAUAUAUUUCCGAGUAACGAACAGAUCAUUACUGCGCCGCAAUUGCCAGAACAUAUUGAAGAGGCGACAGGUAUUGUUAAUUGCGAGACUGUCGAUGAUAAGUGCAGCGAAUUUAUGGUACAACCGAUAGAUGAAACACACGAGGUUGUGUCUAAAUACGAAGAAAUUGAGAAAAACAUUACCGGAAGUCUUACAAGGGAAAAACUGAACCAGUUAGAAGCUGCUGCAUCUCCCAUUAGAGGUUCAAGCCCGAGUGGAUCUUUUGCUUCAUCGCUCGACGGUCUUGCUGCGAGACUUCGAGAUUUUGAUGAGAGGCAUUCUUUACCACCACCUUCCCCUCGUCCAUCAUCAAGAUUGCCGAGGAGUUCGCCUAGUAGUCCAGCACCUUCUAAAAAAGGCAAACGGCCCGCGUCAGCUUCUCCAAUCCGAAGAAGGCUUCUGUCGAGCCCGUUAUUGAGUAGAAGAAUGAGAAAAAGUCGCGGCGAAAGCUCGGACGAGGAAGGACUUCUUCAAGAUGACUCCUUGACGUGUUAUAGAGAUCUAGAGACAUUUCAAAAAGCUCAACUACGUCAGAAGUUAAAACAAAGAGGAGUGGGUGUUUCGGGUUCCAAACCAGAAGCGAUAAGGCGCGAAUUGGUGAUGCACAAUAAGGCACCCAUGUGGAACGAAUCCAGUCAAGUGUAUCAGCUCGAUUUUGGUGGCAGAGUGACUCAAGAAAGCGCUAAGAACUUUCAAAUUGAAUUCAGAAAUAGACAGGUAAUGCAGUUUGGCAGAAUAGACGGCAACGCGUACACGUUGGACUUUCAAUAUCCGUUCAGUGCUUUGCAAGCGUUCGCUGUUGCUCUAGCAAACGUCACGCAACGGCUGAAGUAACUGUCGCUUUCUGAGCGAUGUUUACAUUAUGUAAUGAGAAAUGGUAGAACUUCGAAACGCACGAACUCGUGGGUGUAUGAAGAGCCGAAGCAAGAAACAAGUUCGAUUUUUCUCAAACGGGAGUAGAGGUCGAGAUCAUCUUUGAUCGUUAAGAUUGAAUAAUAAUAUACCGAUGGAUAUAUUGUUGAAGAUACUGACUAAGGAUAUUGACUGACCGAUUCUCGUAAUUCCUAAUUAAACUAUCAACCUCAGCUAUGACGAGAAAAAUGUCACGUAGCCGGAGAUUGCCGGGACUUAUAAAAUGAACGAGACGCUGGAUAUUAGACAUAUAUGUGCAAAUGAUGAGAGGCAUGCAUGCUAACUCAAGUAUUUAUGCGAAUACAGUCAUGAGCAAAUUGAAUUCGAGCGGAACACAAAGAUUUUGUAGCAACUGUGUAUAAUGUUUCGUUGAACGCUUCUUCGUCGUACCGUCCAAAAUAUUUUGUUUCCCCCAACUUCGAACGCCCGUUUUGUAUAGUUUAUGCGACACGUUGGAGUCUAGUAACGCUGUUGAAGAUUCAUCUCGUUCAUUUUUUCAGUCAGCCGAAUGUAUUCGAAUUUUAUAUACAUAUACUAUAUGAACGAACUCGCACAGUUGGGGCGGGACUUUCGUGUUGUUCAAUUAAAUGUUUCUUAAACAGUUAUGAUGAGAGUAAUGAUAAUAAUAGUAACAAUAAUGAUAACGAUAAUAAUAAUAAUAAUAAUAAUAAUAUUAAUAUUAACAUCAAUAGAACAAUUUUAAGAUGUAACGUAACGUCCGGCCUGUAAUGGUCUCCGCCAUUAACGGUAGCAGAGCAGACUGAUUCUAAGGGAAGUGACGAAAGGAAAAUAGAGCGAAAGUAUGAACAUCUAAAUCUAAGUGUAUGCAUCAAAAUAAUCCACGUAUAUACUUAACCACUUGAGUAGUAUGUACGCAAUAGUGUGCGCCAAGGUCCAUACAUAAGUGGCAUUCACAUACUAAUGCGCAUUAUUGCCUUGGAAAGAACUUACCUCAUUUCUUCGCUAAAAAUGUAUUAUUGAAUUUAAAAAAAUUAAUUGCAUGUUUUCGAUAUCAUGGAAUACGAAUUUUAUAUCAAAAUAACAUAAUUUUCAAUUCCCGAUACACUAUUUUUUGUUUAAUAUACAAUUUAAAAGGGGUAUAAAGGGGUUUGAUUGCGGGAAAAGUCGAUUCAACAUGU
Messenger RNA from Dinoponera quadriceps, 3680 nucleotides. RefSeq lists its product as uncharacterized. The transcript is spliced from 6 exons. Bases 1 to 2463 code for a protein of 820 amino acids. The record is from RefSeq and is a predicted model, not a curated record. Lineage: Eukaryota; Metazoa; Arthropoda; Insecta; Hymenoptera; Formicidae.